UUUCCUCAGUCCGGAGCGGUAGCGCGAGCUCAGUACAACGAAGAGAACCCAGCGAGUUCAUAUCGCGCGACACUAGCGAAGGGAGAGAAAGAGAAAGAAAGAGCGAGCCUGCACCUUAAAAUCAGCGCUUAUAUCCGGAGAGGGUCGCCGCAGCCUGGAGGGGGAACGAGGGAUUUGAUCUGCACCGUUAUUUUUUUCUUUUGUGUUUUCUUUAUUUCUUUUCUGGGGGAAGGAUUGUGAGCGUUUGCGUGCAAAGAUGAUGGUCGGGGAGAUGGAGGUGAAGGAGAGACCGAGGCCGAGUCCCGACUAUCUCAUGCAGUUAUUGAACGAGAAGAAGCUCAUGACGAGUUUACCGAACCUGUGCGGCAUCUUCACACACCUGGAGAGACUCUUGGACGAAGAGAUAACCAGAGUGAGGAAGGACAUGUAUAAUGACACAGUGAACGGUCUGGUGGACAAACACCCCCUGGAGUUACCAGAGCCAAUGGGACCCAUCGUACAUCUACAGGAGAAACUCUUCGUACCAGUCAAAGAGUAUCCAGAUUAUAAUUUUGUUGGGAGAAUUCUUGGCCCUCGUGGACUCACAGCAAAGCAACUGGAGGCAGAGACUGGCUGCAAGAUCAUGGUUAGAGGGAGAAGCUCCAUGAGAGACAGAAAGAAGGAGGAGCAGAACAGAGGGAAGCCAAACUGGGAGCACCUAAAUGAAGACCUGCACGUGCUGAUCACAGUGGAGGACACACAGACACGUGCCGAGAUCAAGAUGAGAAGAGCUGUCGAAGAAGUCAAGAAGCUACUGGUGCCUGCAGCGGAAGGAGAAGAUAAUCUAAAGAAGAUGCAGCUUAUGGAGCUGGCCAUUCUAAAUGGAACAUACAGAGACACCAACAUCAAAACACCCACCCUUGCGUUCUCUCUUGCAGCAGCGGCAGCUGCUGCUCAAGGCCCGCGUCUGAUCGCGGCCCCUGCGGGUCAGGUCCUCCCCCCGUCCGCCCUCAGGCCCCCCACUCCGGCAGGGACCCCCAUCAUGAACAUCAUUCGGCCCACUCAGAUGGCCACUGUGCUACCCAACGGCACCCCUACCCUGGUACCCCCGACGCCCGACGCGGGCAUUAUCUACACCACGCCCUAUGACUACCCUUAUGCCUUGGCGCCCACGUCUCUGCUGGAAUAUCCUAUCGAGCACAGCGGAGUCCUAGGUAAGCGGGCGUGGGGGCUUGGCACUUCACCCUUCGGUGCCCCGCAAGAGGGUAUUGCCGGGUUGUUUUACGGGGGCAUGUUGGAUGGGUCGUCACCCGGCCCAGUUCAGGACUCACUGAAAGGUGCAAUGGCUACUAAAGUGCGGAGACAUGAUUCACGGGUCCAUCCUUACCAAAGGAUAGUGACCACAGACAGAGCCGCCACCGGCAACUAACAAAUGACCUCUGAACUCUUCACCCAAUGAUGAGCCGCCCAAGCCUGCCUGCUGAUCAGAUUAACUGGUAAUUGCCUUUUGCUAGCCUGGUGGACGCAGAGAGAGAGGCACCUGUCCGAGCAGUGAUCCUAACAUAAACCAACAUAAAACACAACAACCCUCCAUACCAACACUUUGUGUAGCGAUAACAACGAUGAUACUCUAUUAUUUUGUUUUUGUUUUUACUGUUAUUUCUUUCUUUUUCUUUUAAAAUCUCAAAUGACUGGGUGGAUGUUAACAGUGAUAUUGUGUUACCCGAAAAUCUGCACUAAAGUUUAAAAGCAAUAAAGAAGCAUCUUCUGCUAAUUCAGCCCUUAAAUGAAUUUAUACUCAAAGCUCCAAUAUAAAAAAAAAAUGAGAAAAAAGAAAAAAAAUACAACUUGGUGACCCUAGUUUUAUCAGUCGUAACGCUAAACGGGGCAUCCAAAUAAUCUCUAUACGCUACCCCACCCAUUUAAACUGUCACCAUGAAUAAUCAGCAAAAGAAAAAGAAGGAAAGAAAUCUGCACUCACACCAACUUGUGUAUUUCCUGUCCUUCUCUGAUGUAAUCCUGUGUUUUUCAGUUGAGUUUUACUGUGCUGACACAUUCUGGGUGUGCCUGUCCAAUUGACUUAGAGCAUGGCUACAAUGACAGACUGCAAAAAGCUUGUUUUGAUUUCUUUGUUCCGUUACUUCUCCCUAUUUUGUUUCUUAUGUUUCCAUGUAUCUUAUUAGCAUUUGGCAAUGCUUGCAGGUUUAUACGUGCUGCUCAUUGCAGCAUAUGUGCCAGCUCAGUGGGGGGGCAGUAGGCAGAGUCAGGCAGGGCAAGAGUUGUUUUAGGUGAAGUGUUUUUGGAGUCUUCAAAUCUAGAAUAUUCAGGGUUGGACAGCUGGGAUAUGAACCGGAAUCAGUUUACUGAACUAUGCCAUCCCAAAAACUCUCAACACGUCCCCACAUACAGUGCCUGAACUUUCUAAAAAUCUUUCUUUGAAUGAGCUGUGAGAUA
Messenger RNA from Sinocyclocheilus anshuiensis, 2433 nucleotides. It is a transcript of the gene qkia, whose product is annotated as QKI, KH domain containing, RNA binding a. Gene Ontology annotation, molecular function: mRNA binding. NCBI's taxonomy places the organism in Eukaryota, Metazoa, Chordata, Actinopteri, Cypriniformes, Cyprinidae. The coding region runs from base 257 to 1408 and encodes 383 amino acids. Gene Ontology annotation, cellular component: nucleus. The transcript has 8 exons. The record is from RefSeq and is a predicted model, not a curated record. Gene Ontology annotation, biological process: regulation of mRNA splicing, via spliceosome.